AUCCCUACAGUCAUAUGUUUUAGUGCCUCUUCCAAAAUGUGGUGGACCAAGUUGACCAUUUCAACCUCAUCCUUGAUAAAACCACUCCUUCCCGUCGGCUAUCCUUCGCUUCCCUCUGACGCUAGCUUACUAACUCCAAUCUCACGAACUCUCUACUUCCGCGCUCGCCGGAGCUUAACCGUCAAUUUCGCCGCAAUGGCUGGGACAAAUACAAGUACUGUCACUGUCAGUCCAGGAGAUGGCGGUGACACCUCACUUGAACACGUCGUCGGACAGUGGUACUCAGUGCCGGAGCUCCGGCUACGCGAUCACCACUUCACCGUUCCUCUCGACUACUCCCUCGAUCGUCGAACUUGCCCUAAAAUUUCAAUUUUUGCUCGCGAGGUGGUUGCAGCUGGGAAGGAGGAGCAGGCACUGCCAUACCUUUUAUACCUGCAAGGCGGCCCUGGUUUUGAAUGUCCUCGACCAACAGAGUCAAGUGGGUGGAUAAAUAAAGCAUGUGAAGAAUAUCGUGUUGUGCUACUGGAUCAGCGAGGAACAGGUUUAUCUACUCCAUUGACAGUAUCAUCUAUGUUGCAAAUGAAAUCAGCAGACGAGCUUGCUGAAUACUUGAAACAUUUUCGAGCUGAUAACAUAGUAAAUGAUGCUGAAUUUAUUCGAGUACAUCUUGUUCCAGAUGCGGGGCCAUGGACAAUUUUGGGGCAGAGCUAUGGUGGUUUUUGCGCUCUUACAUAUUUGAGUUUUGCACCACAAGGAUUGAAGCAAGUUCUUCUGACUGGUGGAAUCCCUCCAGUUGGAAAUGGAUGUACUGCAGAUACUGUAUACAGUGCAUGCUUCGAAAAGGUGGUUCUUCAAAAUGAAAAAUAUUACCAAAGGUUUCCUCAGGAUGUUGAAAUUGUUCGUGAAGUUGUUUUGCACUUGGCAAAUUCUGAAGGGGGAGGGGUACUUCUUCCAUCGGGGGGCAUAUUAACCCCAAGAGGAUUGCAACUCCUUGGUCUUUCUGGACUAGGGACUAGCACUGGUUUUGAGCGCUUGCAUUACCUGUUUGAGAGGGUGUGGGAACCUAUACUAGUUCCAGGGGCACAAAAGCAAAUUAGUUACUACUUUUUGAAUGCUUUUGAGAAUUGGUUGGCUUUUGAUACAAAUCCACUCUAUGCUCUUAUGCACGAGUCCAUAUACUGUCAGGGUGCAUCGUCACGGUGGUCUGCUCACAGAAUAAGGGCCAAAGAUGGGAGCAAAUUCAAUGCAAUCAAGGCUGCAAAAGAAGGCCAACUUGUACUUUUCACAGGAGAGAUGAUAUUUCCAUGGAUGUUUGAUGAAAUUCAUGCCUUGAGGCAUUUUAAAGAUGCUGCUCAUUUAUUGGCUGAGGAGGAGGAUUGGUCACCUCUAUACGACAUUGCCACACUGAAUAAUAACAAGGUACCUGUUGCAGCGGCUGUUUAUUAUGAUGAUAUGUUUGUGAAUUUCAAGCUGGUCAUGGAGACAGCUUCUCAGAUUGCUGGGAUUAGGCUCUGGAUAACUAAUGAAUACAUGCACUCUGGCCUUCGGGAUGCCGGCGGACAGGUUUUUAGUCAUCUGAUGGGAAUGCUAAGCGGUAAGAAACCCUUGUUUUAACAUCGAUUGGGUUGCACACAGAGAAAUACAAAAGAGCAUCAACUGGGGCAGCAAAGUUGGAUUCCCAAACAGAGGCAUGGGUAUUCAUAUGAGAAGGGCAACAUUUUCAACUCAUGUAACUUGCUUGUACAAAUUGGGUUUGUCCCAACUCCCAAGUAUUGUGAUGUUCAAUUUGGAACAUCAUUUGUGCCAGCCCACUUCAACAUUCAGUUUGAAAUCUGAAUUGGGACGCAUAAGGUUAUUUGAAGACUUGCAGCAACACACUAAAGUGUUUCAAAGUUGUCAUUAUUGGUGGGUAUGGAAUAAUAAUAAUAAUAAUAAU
Molecule: messenger RNA, 1936 nt
Organism: Malania oleifera
Lineage: Eukaryota; Viridiplantae; Streptophyta; Magnoliopsida; Santalales; Ximeniaceae
Exons: 10
Coding region: 37-1614 (525 amino acids)
Biological process (GO): proteolysis
Molecular function (GO): peptidase activity
Source: RefSeq, a predicted model, not a curated record